This is a messenger RNA of Cinara cedri, 494 nucleotides long. NCBI's taxonomy places the organism in Eukaryota, Metazoa, Arthropoda, Insecta, Hemiptera, Aphididae. The record is from the annotation of a GenBank genome assembly.
AUGGACAUACUUAUUCAUAAGGUACCGUAUACUCAGUGGCGGCUCGUGCUAUGGUGCACAGGAGCAGCGCACCACCUACAAUUUUGAAAACUACCUGUACAUUGCUGUUUUACAACAAUAAAAAAAAAUAUAAUAUUAAUUAAUAUAACAUAUAUAUAUAUAUAUAUAAAUACAUUCUAAUUUAUUUUAGAGACAAGAAUAAAAAUUAUUUUGUAGAAAUAUUUAAUGCGAAAAGUCAAGAAAAACAAAUGUUAUCGCACAUUAUAAGUACGUAUUAUUGUACACAAUACGUAGCGCCCGCAGCCACGGAGUAUGGACGGGUAAAUAUAAUUUUUGCACCAGUCACGCAUGUACACUGGACCGUUUCAUUCCCACUACUGGCACAAUUACCAUUAGACUUGCGAUGUGUUAGUGCACAAAUGAAUAUUGCACCUCCGUGGCCGUACAGCCGUCUGCCGCUGCUGAUGGAGAAUACGUCGUGCGUUGGGAAUUGA